CGUUCCUCCAAAGUGUUCCUCAUAUUUUGGUCGCGAAUUAGUCAUUCCACAGUCGAUUUCAACCUUGGUCAGCAGCAGCAACGGUUUCGCGUUCAGCUUUUGAAGGUCUGUUUUUCUCUUCAGAGCCGGAGGUCACCGCGAUUUUCGCUCGAUUGCAAUUCAGCCCGAGCAACAGCUGAGCAUAGUUGAAGAGUUUUGUCGGAAUUCUACAGUGCACGCUAGUCCGAGCACAUCCCAACUAAUUACUACAGUGCAAAACAUUACAACUACAACUUAGCAAGUCGUCAGCAAACACAGCACAAUAAUGAGUAGCAACAGCCGGCCCGCGAUCAAGACGAACCGCAUCUCCCGGGACAGCGGCAUUUGCGUCGAAGACGGCACUCAGAGCAACUCGUCGUCGUCGUCGUUGUCUACAUUGCCGUCGAUCGCGGGCGUCAAGAAGCGAUUUCCGGCCGGCGGAGGUCGCAAAAGAUCGUCGUACGUGAGUCGGCUGACGCAGCACUUUGAGAACCUGACCUGCCACGGCACCGGAAGCGACGAAAGUGGCCACUGUUCACCGAUUCCGGCGUACCACUCGGAGUGGGAUUUGCGGGAAGUUCAGCGGGCGAAUCGGGAGGAGCCGGAAGAGCCGGAAGUGGUGCCAGUUGGGGGUAUCGUGCGGAGUGUUAGUGUGGGUCAAAGUGAGGAAGGUGAGGGAGGUGGAUUAGUGAAGGAGGAAAAGAUGGAUGACGCCGUCCAGGUGAUUGAGAAUAUCUACGAAGAGAUUAUGGUGAAAAAGCGAGUUUCGGCCAAACUUGGCGUGAGGAGGGUGAAAACGGCCAAGAUUGAGUCGGUGGAGUGCAAGGAAGAAGUCGACGAUGGUGGUGGAGGUGAUGAUCGACACCAGCUUGGCAGUGGGAAUCACCUUGAUGAGGGUGCAGCUGAUAACAAAGAGGCUUGUGAUAAGAUAUCGGAGGAUGAGUGUGAGAGGGAGACGGUGCAAAGAAAUUUCGAACUAGCAGAAGAAGCUACGGAAGCGCUGGCGACGGUGGCAGAGGCGAGGAAUACGUUUGUGGCUCAUGAGGAGGUCGGCAGUAGUUAUUACGACGAUGAUGAGUUCGAUACCGACACGGAUUCGUUUGAUUCCACGGACGACGAUCACGAAGAAGUUGCUGCCGUCAUGAGUGGUUCCAGGCCGGGUUCGGAUACGUCGAUAAAGUCUGAACGCAUCACCAACAUCAUGAAGGAGCUCCUCGACAACGAGGAAAACUACGUAAACACACUGGGCAAAGGCAUCGAGGACUACGUCAGCGUGAUGCACCAGAAGGACCUGCCGAUGGCACUACGCGGCCAGCGGUACCACAUCUUCGGCAACAUCGAAAAAAUCUACCAGUUCCACCGUGAAAUAUUCCUUCCGAAGCUUCGCGAAAACCGUGCCAGCAUCGCCGGAAUCGCCGAAACUUUCAUCAAGUUCAUCGAAAGUGACCGGUUAUACUGUUACAUUCUAUUCGCGCUAAACCGGCCCAAAUCGGAGAAGAUUUGCAACAAAAACCUGGAGUUCUUCCAGGAGCGCCAACACGCCGUCGAGGACAAACUCGGCCUGAACAGCUUUCUGCUGCAACCGAUCCAGAGGCUGCCGCGGUACAAGCUGCUGCUGGCCGAAAUCAACAAAGAGGUGCUCAAACUGAUCGCCGACAGUCUGCUCGACUCGGUCAAGGACGAGAUCGGAAUCCUGUGCAAGGCUGAAAAGCGACUCGAGCGGUUCAUCGACGUGGUCAACGAAGCCAUGAGCAUCAACGACAUUCAGGAGUGCUACGAGGACUCGUACUCGAUGCAAGCAGACCUGAUCAGUUCGUUUUCGAUAGCGCUUAGCCCCUUGCUCAGUCCCGUAGUAGAUCCCCAACCGGUGUUAAUCCUUCGAGCGCGUAGUAACAAGAAUCACGAGAAAAAUAAACCCCUGAACCUCUUCCACCAGGGCAAGUUCCGCAAAAUGUUCGAAGUGGACAUCUACGACUGGGACCGGCGACGGCGCUACCCGGGCAAGAUGUUCUUCUUCGAAAAGUGCAUCAUCUACACGGAGAAGAUCAAGGAGUACCUGGAGUACCGGGGCCACUACGAGGACUCCGAGGUGGGGCUGUACAACGACGGCAAGUCGCGGGUGUGCGUGUUUGCCCGAAAACGAGGCAUCCAGGAGGUGGAGAUCUCCGGCAGUGACAUCGGGUCCGUCCAGAAGCUGGCCGGGUACAUCGAGGAGGUGAUGAAGAGCUUUGCCAUGCAGGAACGCAACCGGGUCAAGACGAUCAACAGGAACAAGGACCUGCGGUACGAGCAGAGGGUUCCGAGUGUGAUGACCAUCAACCGGGGCAGUGUUGCCAGCACCAAGAGUACCUUCUCGGUGGCCAGCAAUGGCAGUCGUGAUAGCUACGAGUCAACCUCUCAAACCACGUGGGAUCCGGACAAUCCAGUACAGAGCCUGAUCACUGCGCAGAAGCAUUUCUGCCAGAUAUUGUCGGCAAAUAGGAAGUAUUACUUCAAUCAGCUGCCUGAUGGAUUGGCGGAGAAGAUUCGAAACUUUAUUGAUGUUUACGAUCGGAUGGUGGAGGUUCAUUCCAAGAGGAUUUACGAGGACUUUGCCCAGGCUGGCGUAGGAAUCGACGAGCUGUGUGAGCUGUUUAUUUUGUAUUUUCAGGAAAACCUGUUCGACAUCUACAACGACUAUUUGAAGCACUUCAAAAAGGCUGCCGGAAUCAUGAAAAACAUUCAUCGAGCUUCGCGCACCUCAAUCAGCAGCACCUUGGUGGCUCAAACGACGGACGACUUUACCUUUCUUCCGGUGGAAAUGUGGAACAAGUACCAAAACUUCAUCCAAACCCAAAUCGUGCGCAUGUCGGAGCAAAUGAACAGUGACUCAAACGCCGGCACCGACAAGGAACUCUUCCGGAAGUUGGCCUUCGUGGAGGUGCAAAUCACGACGUUCCGCAAAACGUUGAUGCAAAACUAUCGCCUGUUCAACCUGGACGAAAGCCUUUCCGUGGCGAGUCACGGGCUGGUGGUUUACUCGGAACGGGUUCGCUUCGGGAACGAAACCAUCAGCAACCACCGGAUAUUGAUCUGCGAGCGGGCGGCCAUUUGUGUGAGGAUUCAGCUGGCGAAGGAAGUCGAUCGGCAGGUGGAGAAGUUUAACCGGGUUGUGUUUGUGGACAAGUUUGUGCGGGGAGUUCCGGCGGCGAAGCUGAGUAAAAAGUCCGAUAUUAGGGUUAACUUCGAGCUUAACGGGAACAAGCAUCCGGUUGAUUUUGGGACGAAGGCUAGCAAGGAUAAGUUUUUCGGGAAUUACUGUAUGAUGUAUCAGAAGUUGUAUACAGGUUAAAUUGUUUGUAAAGUAUAUUAAAUUUACAAAUUAGUUUUGAUCCGACAAGUAUCGACACAAAAUACAAAGCAAAUGAUUAUAUAAAAAUGAAA
This is a messenger RNA of Culex pipiens pallens (northern house mosquito), 3441 nucleotides long. RefSeq lists its product as uncharacterized. NCBI's taxonomy places the organism in Eukaryota, Metazoa, Arthropoda, Insecta, Diptera, Culicidae. Gene Ontology annotation, cellular component: cytoplasm. Bases 305 to 3349 code for a protein of 1014 amino acids. Gene Ontology annotation, biological process: axon guidance. The transcript has 10 exons. The record is from RefSeq and is a predicted model, not a curated record. Gene Ontology annotation, molecular function: guanyl-nucleotide exchange factor activity.